This is a messenger RNA of Pichia kudriavzevii, 1311 nucleotides long. RefSeq lists its product as uncharacterized. Bases 1 to 1311 code for a protein of 436 amino acids. The transcript has a single exon. Lineage: Eukaryota; Fungi; Ascomycota; Pichiomycetes; Pichiales; Pichiaceae. The record is from RefSeq and is a predicted model, not a curated record.
AUGGUGGGUCUACUAAAAAGUCACCCCGUGGGAUUAGAUCCCAGUAUAAUCCAAAGAUUGGAUUCACUCUCUGAAUUGAGUGGGUACCUCUCAGUUUCAUUUUGGCUCUUUGCUCAGCUUCCGCAAGUGAUCAAAAACCAUAAAGAUAAAUCGGUUGAUGGCUUUUCACUUGGAUUUCUCCUAUGUUGGUUUGCAGGAGACUUUCUCAACCUCAUCAGCUGCCUAAUGAAUAAUGCCAUGAUGUUUCAGAUCCUGCUAAGCGGAUAUUAUUGUCUGAUUGACAUAAUAUUAGCAUUUCAAUAUUAUUAUUAUAAACGCAUGUAUCAUAAUCCUAAUUCCAAAUGGUACCAUCGACCGAAAAAACAUAUCCAUUCGCCACGAACUUCACUCCGAGACAAUUUGGCAAAUUAUGGGUCAAUAGAUGCGGAAAUCGGACAACCUCAAGCACGUCCUCCCACUGGGAGUCGAGUCAAGGGUAUCUUUAAAAAUCAACAAAGCUUUGGAAUGACUCGGUUGAUUAGUACCGCCAUUGUUGGCAGUUUACCCAAGGUGAAUGGGAUACCCAUUCAAGUUAUUACAUAUGAGAAAAAAGAGAAUAAUUCUUUCAUUUACCGAUUGCUUUAUCUGAUACUGCAUUUGGACUAUAAUAUGGGGAAAGUCCUUGCGUGGUUGUGCACACUUCUCUAUUUGACAUCUAGAUUUCCCCAAUUGUGGACAAAUUAUACAUUGAAGACGACAAAAGGGGUAUCACUGAAAUUGAUCACUUUUGCAUUGUUUGGGAACUUAUUCUAUUCAAUGUCUCUACUAUUAUCUGAGAAUUCAUUGAGAGGCGGGGAAGAAUCAAAGGAGUUUUGGAAGGCCGAAUUGAGUUACUUUUUAGGGGCAAUCGGAACAGUAUUGUUUGAUUUUAUUGCAAUUUUACAAUGGAUUCAUUAUGACAGCCACAGUAAUCGUACCAAUCAUAUCCAAUCUGUGAGGUUGAAAGCUUACACCCCUAAAUCAUUAAAAAGCCAGACAAUUCCCAAAUCGGUGCCAUUGAUACAUUCACGUACAUCCUCCAUGAGAGAUGGUACAAAGAUAGAUCCCAUCGAAAUGGCGGCUAGCGUCAAGUCAACAUUGUCACCCCAGAAUGUACGCAAACUCAAUGAGUUCACACCAUUGUCUCCUAUGGAUUUAUUGCUAGAUGAACAUAUUUCACGCAGUUAUGUUUCCUCUACUGAUACAAAAACUAUACCUCAGAAGAAGAGACCUGAUAGUAUCAAGUCUUUACACAGGCACAACGAGGACCUGUUAAUGACAUUCGAAGAAUAG